Drosophila kikkawai is the source of this 692-nucleotide messenger RNA. RefSeq lists its product as uncharacterized. The record is from RefSeq and is a predicted model, not a curated record. NCBI's taxonomy places the organism in Eukaryota, Metazoa, Arthropoda, Insecta, Diptera, Drosophilidae.
AAGAGAAUAAACCCACAGCUAGCCUUGACUUUUAUGUGUACAAUUCUAUGAUCCAUCAAAACCCCAUCAAAAAUUCCUAGUUAACCCCACCAGAAGACUUGAGACUGAGACGAGGACCAUGUGUGAUCCUGGCAAAGCCCGCAACCGGAUGGAGAGUAUUCACAUCUUGGAGGCUCUGAGCUGUUUGCUCGGUGUCACCCAAUACCAGGUGCUCUCCACCCUGUUUCAACUGGCCUACCACGAGCACCAUCCACUCAAGCGUUUUAAUCGCUGCCCCGCCUGGUCGGUGAUGGAGCGCAUGGAGGUUCCCUUCACCUGUCUGCCUGAUCAGAGGAUCUACGACAGCCUGUACGAUCGCUGGGGUCGUCCAAUCGAUCCGCUAGACAAGAGCAAUGCCUACAAGCUAAUGCGCUUGCUCUUCCUGACCCCCUUGCUGGUGCCCCAGCAGCGGAACCAGCUCCAGAUCAUGCUCAACAAGCUUAACAGGCGAGCCAAGAGACCCGUGAAUCUGGAGGAACUGCUGCCGGUUCUGGCGAGGCUGAAAAUAGGGGAGGUGGUGUGUAAUGUCUUGGAGCGAGAUCUACGGCCGCUUUGGCGAAAGGCUCCUCGUGGGAAAUGUAAUCCAGAGCCACGCUCUCGGUAUCUGCCUUGGUGAACAAUAGUCAUGGUCUUGGUUUCAAAUCUUCUGUAAA